UUACUCAUUGGCCUGAUCCCGCUCGGUGAGUCCACAGGAGGGACUCUCGUGCAGAGCCAGCUUGACAACACACAGGGAGGUGCCAACAGCCACGGACAGGGCAGGCAGGCGCUGCGCGGGGCUGCCUCUGAGCACGGUCCUGGGUCCCCGCGGAAGCGCUCUAAGGAUCAAGCAUUUGCCUUCUGUUACCUGCACCUGCCAGGGUCCUGUGUUAGGAGAGACUGCCAGAGGAGACCCCAAAGUCUGGAGGACAAUGGCCCUUUGUGGAAUAUGAAGUGUACCUAUGGCUGCAUGGUUUUCUCUCUCUGACGGCGGAGAGCUGAGCAUGGCCCUGGGUCCUCAGAAAGCCAACUGAUCCAACUCACCAUGCAUCAACUUUUCAGAUUGGUUUUGGGACAAAAAGAUCUUUCAAGAGCUGGGGACCUCUUCUCUUUAGAUGAUGCCGAGAUUGAGGACAGCCUGACAGAAGCUUUGGAACAGAUUAAAGUCAUUAGCUCAUCUUUGGAUUACCAAACUAAUAAUAAUGACCAGGCAGUGGUUGAAAUCUGUAUCACAAGGAUCACAACAGCCAUCAGAGAGACGGAAUCUAUUGAAAAGCAUGCCAGGGCCCUGGUGGGACUGUGGGAUUCCUGCUUGGAACACAACCUGAGACCUGCAGGGAAAGACGAAGAUACUCCACAUGCAAAAAUUGCGUCUGACAUCAUGAGCUGCAUCUUGCAGAAUUACAACCGGACCCCUGUGAUGGUCUUAGCCGUCCCCAUCGCAGUGAAAUUCCUCCACAGAGGUAACAAGGAGCUGUGUAGGAACAUGUCCAACUACCUAUCCCUGGCUGCCAUCACCAAGGCUGAUCUCCUGGCUGAUCACAUCGAAGGGAUAAUAAAGAGCAUACUCCAAGGAAAUGCCAUGCUGUUGAGGGUGUUACCUGCUGUGUAUGAAAAGCAGCCACAACCAAUCAACAGACACCUGGCAGAACUCCUGGCCUUGAUGUCUCAAUUGGAACAGACAGAGCAGUACCAUCUACUACGGCUUUUGCAUGUAGCAGCAAAGAGGAAAGAUGUGGAGGUGGUUCAGAAAUGUGUUCCUUUCCUGAUCAGGCAUUUGAAGGAUUCAACCCACAAUGACUACAUCCUAAACAUCCUCAUAGAAAUAGCAGGCUGUGAGCCACUGGCUUUGAGCAGCUUUCUACCAAUGCUGAAGGAGAUUGGGGAGAGAGUCCCCUACCUCACCGGACAAAUAGCAAGGAUCUUUGGUGCUGUUGGACAUGUGGAUGAAGAAAGAGCCAGGAGCUGCUUACGAUACCUGGUGAGCCAGCUGGCUAACAUGGAGCACUCGUUUCAUCAUAUUCUCCUGCUGGAAAUCAAGAGCAUCACUGAUGCCUUCUCCUCCAUCCUGGGCCCUCACAGCAGGGACAUCUUCCGAAUGAGCAACAGCUUCACCAACAUUGCCAAGCUGCUUUCCCGACGACUGGAAAACAGCGCGGCUGGGAAUGGCAGGAGAAAAAACAGCGCUGAAGUUGGCUUUCCUGAGAAACUGGGAGAAGCCAAGACCAUGACAGAGGAGCCUGAAAGUGAAGACCAUGAAAAACUCCAAGUUAAAAUCCAAGCCUUUGAAGACAAAAUAAACGCUGAGAGCAACACCCCUGCUUCUGUCCGCAGAUACAGCUUAGACCACAUCUCUAAGGAAGAACAAAGAAACAUUCGAUUUAGCAGGUCCAGGAGUUUGGCUUUGAAUACUGUACUCACAAAUGGAGUGAGAGCAGGCGAUGGGGAAGCUGAAGAAAGGGCAGGAAUACAUGCCAGCAUCUCUCUCUCAGAAAUAGACCCACUUAGCCACGGAACUGGCAAGUUGCCUCUUAAGAUAGAUGCCCAUGGAUCACAGCUGAGAAAUUCCUCAGCUUCACACCCAAGUAUUGUCCAUAUAGAAUCAGAGAAUAUGCCUGAAACUGUUAAAGAAAACAUCCAGGAAGCCAUUCCAGAAACAGCCACCACGAGUCCCAUUGAAUACCAAGAUAAGCUGUACUUGCAUUUAAAAGAAAACCUCAGUAAAGUGAAGGCUUAUGCCAUGGAAAUCGCAAAAAAGGUCCCAGUCCCGGACCAGUGCACCAUUGAAGAUACCAUGAAAAGUUGUGUGGCAAAGCUGUUCUUUACCUGUUCCUUAAAGGGUCAUUACUGCCUGUACAGCAAGUCCAGUUUCAUCCUCAUCAGCCAAGCACCCCAGCCAUGGAUACAGAUCAUGUUCCUCUUCCAGCAGAGUCUGUUUCCUGAGCCCCUGUCCAUUCAGAGUGGGUCUGUGCAGUUCCUCAAAGCCCUGUGGGAGAAGACGCAGGCCAGCGGGACCCAAAGCUUUGAAGAUGCCAUGACAGAGUCCACAUUUCCACAGCAGAAGGAUCUGGAGCAGGUUCAGCUCCAUCUGGAAGAAGUGAGGUUCUUUGACGUGUUUGGCUUCAGUGAAACAGCAGGGGCAUGGCAAUGCUUCAUGUGCAACAACCCUGAAAAGGCAACCGUUGUGAAUCAAGAUGGCCAGCCUCUCAUUGAAGGAAAACUUAAGGAGAAACAAGUCAGGUGGAAGUUCAUCAAGAGGUGGAAAACGCGUUAUUUUACAUUGGCUGGAAACCAACUUCUGUUUCAAAAAGGAAAAUCUAAAGAUGAUCCUGAUGACUCCCCAAUAGAACUCAGCAAAGUACAGAGUGUGAAAGCUGUGGCUAAGAAACGCCGGGAUCGCUCUCUCCCUCGGGCUUUUGAGAUCUUCACAGACAAUAAGACCUAUGUUUUCAAAGCCAAGGACGAGAAGAAUGCCGAAGAGUGGCUGCAGUGCAUCAAUGUGGCGCUUGCCCAGGCAAAAGAGAGGGAAAGCAGAGAAGUGACCACGUAUCUGUAAAGACAUGGACACCACCUCUUAGGACUGUGUGUGAUCGGCAACGCCAAUGUCAACAGAAAGAGAAAUCCACCACGGCAUACUGGGUUUCACUAAAUACCAGUGAAACCAUUAUCCCUAAGGAGGGUCUAAAAUGACAGGGUUCUCAUUCCCACGCCCUCACAACUAUUAACUCCAAGAUGUCUUCCUAAAGUGUGUGAGAAAGAGAAACCAUAGAGUUCAUAUCGGAGCGUGUAGGAGGCUAGGAAGGGAAAGUUAUGAAUGAAGGAACUUCUGUAGCUAUGUGAUUUGGGACUGUAAGAAAACAGUAAAUGGGGUCAGUGAGAAGGCUCAGCAGGUAAAAGGCACAUGCUGCCAAGCCUGAUGGCCUGAGUUCUAGCCCCGUCUGCUCCACAUACCACGGCACAUUCAUGCCCCCAGUAAGUAAGUAAGUAAAUAAAAAAUAAAUGGAAUUUUAGAAACAGAUGCCUGAAAGAUCUACCUUGAAAGAAAACUAUCACAUUAAAAACAUAUUUUUUAAAACUACUAGGAAAAGUUGAACUAACGUACACUGAAGAAAACCAAUAAUUUAAACUGGGAGGAGGUAGCACACACCUUCAAUCCCAGCACUUGGGAGGCAGAGGCAGGUGGAUCUCUGUGAGUUUGAAGCCAGCCUGGGCUACAGAGUGAGUUCCAGGACAGCCAGGGCUACACAAAGAAACCCUGUUCCAAAAAACAAAAACAAGCAAACAAAAAUUGACUUGAAUAUAUUAGUUACCUAUCUGUUGUGAUAAAACACUCUGACAUAAGCAAUUUACGGGAGAAAGGAUUUAUUUUGGUUUAUGGUCCCAGAGGCAUAGAGUCUAUGCUUACAGGGAACACGUGGUAACUAGCAGAGAAAGCAUGGCAGCAGAAACAGGAAUUUCCUGAUUUUCAUUCUCAGAGGGGAAGCAGAGAGAGCCAGAAAGCCAGUAAGGCUAGAAAGCCACAAAACCCACCUCCACUGAUGCACUUCCUUUACCAAGGCUCCACCUCCGAAGGGUUCCAUAACCUCCUGAAACAGCACUCCCAACUUGGGACCCAGCAUUCAAAUACCUGAGCCUAUGGGGGUCAUUUGCUAUUUAAACUGCCACAUUGUAUUUCUCUUCUCAAUACAAAAGAUGCUAACACAUAAUAGGAUGGUUCUUCAUCCAGUUACAUAAUUAAAUUUAGGCUUUCAUUGGAGUGUAGUUGGGUUUUCCUGUUUAGAGACACAGUUACAUCUACUAUCUAAGGCAGUAAGUAUAGACAGAAUAAGUAUGGAAAGAUGCCUUUCUAAUGUGCAUCACCUCCCUUAAAUGAAGCUUUUUAUAAUUUAAAAAAUCUGUUUUUCUUUUUGUAGUAAGCCUUGUAUUGUCCAAAUUAUAAGCAUGUAUUGUUUUUUCCCAUUAUCCAUAUAUACUUUUGAAUUAAGCCAUCAUAGGCAGCUUAGGUGACUUCCAGUGACCCAUGCCCUGGAAAAAGGUCCUACCCCUUGAGUGGUGGAGUGUGGGACCUGAAGCUUGUUUCUAGCUUACAUAAUAGGACAAGGUGAUAGGAUAGUCUCUCCUAUAACUGUGUUACAUCUCAGCAGGCCUCUGACCCCGAGAGCCUCUCGGAAUCUAGCCCAGCCACCACUGAGGUAGCAGCUGUGAGUAACAUAUGUACUCUCUAGCCCAACCACCACCUUGAUGGCAGUCAUGACAUACUCUGAUCAGAGGUACCAGGGAAGAUGGAUGCUUGCCCCACAGAAACUGUGCAAUAAUAACCAUAUUCUGCUUUAAAUGCAAACCAUGUGGUGAUUUGUUAUGCACUGAUUAAUUCAUAUAAAACCCUCCUGGUAAUAUAUCAAAGAUAACUUUUUUCUGUAAAGAUGAUUUAUUAUGUAUUUUAGUAUAGUAAGUUGUCACUAUACUGACACGACUGUUAACUCACUGGCAUAAGAAAUAUAAAAGGGGUCAUACUUGAGCAAAGAAACUUAAUUCAAUUUUAACACGUAAAGUUUGAGGAGAUUAUGAGCCUCAGGAGUUAUUACACAUUGUAAAUAGAGUUCAAGAGGUCAAAAUUUGGGUCCACUGCAUAUGAAAGUAAUUGUGAAAGAUAUGGAAUUGGCUGAAAUUACAGAAGGAAAAUAAGAAAUGGGGGAAUUGAUGAAGACCCCUUGGGAUACCAAUAUCUAGGCAAUGGCAGGUUAUAGCUGAUCAGUAUUCAGAGAAGAUGUAGCCCAGGAGACAUGAUAUUACAAAAGCUAAAUUAAGAAGGAUUUUCAGGAUGUCAACAUUUUGAAGUCCUGAAGAUAAAGCUUGACUUUCGUAAUUAGGAAGCAAUUGAUGUCACUGAUAAGAACAAUUUCAUGGGAAUGGUGGAGUAAAAGUUAACUUUCAAUGUGUUGUAGAAAUUGACUGUCGUAUUUCAUUUUUUUUAAAGGUGGGGUUAAGGCAAAAGAGCAAGGGUAGAUAAAUGAUUUCUUAUUUUGUUUUUAGGUGAAGUCAUCUUAAGAGGGAAAACAGUUUAACAAAUAUAGACAAGGGAAGACAAGGGCCAAGUUGCUAGAUGUGAGAGAGAAUAAUUUUUCAAGUUCUGUAUUGAGGAGCCAGGGAAAUGUCUUAGUAUAAGGGAGCUUGCCAUGAGGUCAAAUCCCCAGCACAUACAUGAGAAGCCCAGCAUGGUUUUGGGAGCCUAUAACUCCACACUGAAAGUUGGAGACAAGUGAAUCCCAAGGGCUCCUUGGCCUGCCAGUUCAGCUGAAAUGCUGCGUGUCUGGCUCAGUGAGAAACCCUGCAUGGUGGUUUGGAUGAGAAUGGCCCCAAUAGGCUUAUAUAUUUGACUACUUAGUCCCCAGUUGGUGGAACUAUUUGGGAAGGAUUAGGAGGUGUGGCCCUGUUGGAGGAGGUGUGCCACUGGGAAUGGGCUUUGAGGUUUCAAAAGCCCAAGCCAUUUCAGGUUAGCUCUCCCUCCACACUCUGUCACAUGGCUGUUGUCAGAGACGUGAGUACUCAGCUACUGCUCCAGCACCGUGCCUGACAACUGCCAUGCUCCCUGCCAUUUUGGAAAUGUAUUCACCCUCUGAAACUGUAAGUCCCCAAUAAACUAUUUUAAAGUU
Molecule: messenger RNA, 5974 nt
Organism: Peromyscus maniculatus bairdii (prairie deer mouse)
Lineage: Eukaryota; Metazoa; Chordata; Mammalia; Rodentia; Cricetidae
Gene: Veph1
Product: ventricular zone expressed PH domain containing 1
Biological process (GO): regulation of signal transduction
Cellular component (GO): plasma membrane
Molecular function (GO): phosphatidylinositol-5-phosphate binding
Source: RefSeq, a predicted model, not a curated record